GAAGAGAGAGGCUAGUUUUUCAAAGCUGAAGUGAGAGCUCACACUUCUGGCUUCACUGCAGAAUCACAGGUGGAAGGGAAGAUGGCUCAUCCGCCCAAGCUCUUGGUCUUCCUCCUGGUUGGGCUGGCAGCCGGGACGGGCUUCUCCCUCAAGCUGUACAAAGCCGAAUCCCUCUACGGCUGCAUCGACGCUGCUCUCUCGGACAUCAACAAGGGCCUCGGCGGGGAGAACUCUCCGUUGGAAAAGAGGAGCUUCGUGUUCCAGGCAGGAGGUGAGGACGUCUCCUCUGAGGACGAGAAAGAUGACGAUGACAUUGGCUCCCUGGAAGAAAAGGAGAAAAGGACGUUCCCGGCCACGGUCACCCGCUAUAAAUCCAUGGCCCAGGUGCCAGGCAAGAGCAAGGGGUCAGUGGCCACGGGCCAGACCCAAAGUGACCGGCGCACCAAGUUCACCCUCUCCCUGGAUGUCCCGACCAACCUCAUGAACAUCCUCUUUAACAUCGCCAAGGCCAAGAAUCUACGGGCAAAGGCGGCCGCCAACGCCCAGCUGAUGGCCCAGAUUGGCCGGAGGAAGUGACCGGAAGCUGGUCAAGGGUGGGAAGGAGGGAAGGGGGAAAGGGGUGAUGGCCGAGCCAGGGUUGGGUGUCCGUCCCCCCCACCGAGGGAGAGAGUGUGCUUUGGGCCUGCCUUCCCUCCAGACGGCCCCAGAGAGAUGGAACUGUCCGCUGUACUAUAUUACACAAGUGUCGUACCUGCCCAUGUUGUAUAGUUGCCGACCCUCAAAGCUGCGUAACCCUUCUAAUUCAUUUCCUUCUUUUCUUUCCCCCCCCUUCUACAUGGAAUUAACUUCUGAGAUCUUUAUGAAACCAAAUGAGGGAGAGAGAUUGCCCCUUUUUUGUUUCCCUGAUGCCA
Molecule: messenger RNA, 911 nt
Organism: Pogona vitticeps (central bearded dragon)
Lineage: Eukaryota; Metazoa; Chordata; Lepidosauria; Squamata; Agamidae
Gene: UCN3
Product: urocortin 3
Biological process (GO): hormone-mediated signaling pathway; adenylate cyclase-activating G protein-coupled receptor signaling pathway; digestion
Cellular component (GO): extracellular region
Molecular function (GO): hormone activity; corticotropin-releasing hormone receptor 2 binding
Source: RefSeq, a predicted model, not a curated record